This is a messenger RNA of Striga hermonthica, 1113 nucleotides long. NCBI's taxonomy places the organism in Eukaryota, Viridiplantae, Streptophyta, Magnoliopsida, Lamiales, Orobanchaceae. The record is from the annotation of a GenBank genome assembly.
AUGAUGAGAGAUAUCAUGAACUCACCUGCCAUCCAAAGCUUAAUGAGCAACCCUGAGAUCAUGAGGAGUUUAAUUAUGAGUAACCCUCAGAUGCGCGAGAUAAUCGACCGGAAUCCUGAACUUGCCCAUGUUCUGAAUGAUCCUAGCAUCCUUCGGCAAACAUUAGAAGCUGCUAGGAACCCUGAGUUGAUGCGUGAGAUGAUGCGGAACACAGACAGGGCGAUGAGUAAUAUCGAAUCUUCUCCCGAGGGAUUUAACAUGCUGAGGCGCAUGUAUGAAAAUGUCCAAGAACCCUUAUUGAAUGCAACUACCACUGGUGGUGGUGGUGGUGGUACUGGGACUGCUGCUGGAACAAAUCCAUUUACAGCUCUCUUUGGGAACCAAGCCGAUGCCCAAACCAGAGAUGGGUCAGACUCAAAUGCUGCACCUGAAUCCGGGACCACUGUGCCCAAUUCAAACCCACUUCCAAAUCCAUGGAGUAAUACUGGAGGUUCUCAAACGAAUAAUGCUACGAGAACUAAUCCACCUCGCGAUGCCAGACUACCUUCAAUUGCUGGAUUGGGAGGUAUUGGUCUGGACCGUACAGGCAUAACCGAUUCUUCUGCAUUCAGUCAGUUGUUGCAAAAUCCAGAAGUGGCGCAGAUCACACAGAGCCUGCUUUCCAAUCCGCAGUAUAUGGAACAAAUCCUGGGCUUGAAUCCUCAACUCCGCAGCAUGGUUGAUCUGAAUCCUCAAUUAAGAGAAAUGAUGCAAAACCCAGAGAUUCUUCGAGAAUUGGCCACACCUGAGACGAUACAGCAAAUUUUGACCCUACAACAACAACUUUCUCAGCUUACUGGGCCGCAGUCAACACCGAAUGGAGCUCAGACUGGUCAAGGAACACAAACCAUUGGUUUGGAGAUGCUGAUGAAUAUGUUUGGUGGUCUUGGAACCGGCAGCUUUGCUGCUGCUAAUAAUCCUAAUGUACCCCCAGAAGAGCUGUAUGCAAGCCAGUUGUCUCAGCUGCAAGAAAUGGGCUUUUACGACACUCAAGAGAAUAUCAGAGCCCUCAGUGCUACUUCAGGAAAUGUUCACGCAGCGGUGGAGCGGCUUCUUGGAAGCCCGGGUCAAUAG